Messenger RNA from Cavenderia fasciculata, 1542 nucleotides. RefSeq names its product methyltransferase type 12 domain-containing protein (gene omt3). The transcript has 2 exons. NCBI's taxonomy places the organism in Eukaryota, Evosea, Eumycetozoa, Acytosteliales, Cavenderiaceae. The coding region runs from base 1 to 1542 and encodes 513 amino acids. The record is from RefSeq and is a predicted model, not a curated record.
AUGAAAAGAGAAAGAGAAGAGGAACAAGAAGCUGGAAGAGAAACUGUUGAAACGACGACGAACAUGGACACGACUACUACACCUGUAGAAUCGAAUGAUACUACUACUACUACUACUACAUCUACAACUACAACUACUACAGAUAAUACUUCUACAACAACUACAACUACUACACCACCAAAUGAAAUAAAUAAGAAUCAUAAUAAUAAUAAUAAUAAAAAGAAUAAUAAUCAUAAUCAUGGUAAAAAGAAUAAUAAUAAUGGUAAAAAGAAAGGAGGAGGAGGAAAUAGUAAAGAAGAACAAAAGAAAUGGGUAGAUGUUAAUUACAAGUUUUGUGAAGUAAAGGAGAAACAAGAGGUAGAGGAUCAUAUGAUUCAAAAGGAGACUAGUUGGCAAGACGUUGAUUGGGAUCACGUUCGUGAACAAAUUGCAAGUUCGUUGGUGUCGGCCGAAACCGAAUGCAUGAAUGACGAUCAGAAAUCAGAGUAUGAAGAAAAGGCAAUGAACUAUUGGGACUUGUUCUAUCACAAGAAUCAAGAUAAAUUCUUCAAGGAUAGAACCUACUUGCAUAUGGAGUAUCCAGAGUUGAACUACUUUAAUCUUACUCGUCCACAAACAACUCUCUUCUUUCACCAUCUAAGAAAGAAACAACAACAACAAGAACAAGAAGAAAAAGAAAAACAAAUGAAACUUAAUGAAUCAACUACAACGAGUACAACUACAACUUUAGAUAAUAGUUCAACUAAUCAACAAGAAGGUGGUGAAGAAGAGAAUGGUGGUAAUAAUAAUAAUGAUCAAGCAGAUUUACAAAGUAUCAAUUCAGAGGAACAAGAAUUAUUAAAAACAGAAUGGGAUUCAACACCAGAAUGUACCAAACAAACUGCUAAAAAGAUUGUAAUGGAAAUUGGAUGUGGUGUUGGAAACACUGUCUUUCCACUUUUAAAACUUAAUCCUGAAAAAUACUUUUAUGCAUUUGAUUUCUCUCCUCAUGCUGUUAGUUUAGUAAAGUCACAUCCAUUAUAUAAUGAAGAUAGAGUAAGUGCAUUUGUUUGUGAUAUUGCAAAGGAAGCAUUACCAUCAAUCAUUCAAGACAAUUCUAUUGAUUUGAUGAUGAUGGUGUUUGUAUUGUCAGCCAUCAGUUUUGAAAGAAUGGAUCAGGUCAUAUCGACACUCUUCAAGGCACUCAAGCCAGGAGGUAUAAUCUAUGUACGUGACUAUGGACUCUAUGAUAUGACCCAACUCCGUUUCCUCGCCAAAAAGGGACGCAAGUUGGACCAAAACUUUUAUCUCCGUAGUGAUGGUACCAGAACCUAUUUCUUUACGACCGAAGUAUUACAAGGUCUCUUUGAAAAGGCUGGAUUCACAACUCUUGUCAACAAAUACGAUACAAGAGAAUUAAGAAAUCGUAAGAGAAUGAUUUCAAUGUACAGAGUUUGGAUUAGAGGAAAAUUCAUGAAACCUUUGGACGAAACUACUAGUACUACAACAACAGACACUGCUACUGAGACUACCACAUCGACGACUACAACUACCUCAAAAUAA